AUGAAGAACAGCGUGAUGAUCAUCUUCCCAAACAUCCUCAUCGUUGCUAUCUCCGCUUCCCUUUUCAUGUAUCUCGCAGACAGUAGAAACCCCGCAUCAAUCACUUGCAGCAAUGUCGAACUUAAUGCGAUGCCAUGCCUUCCAUACGCCGAAGGCGACAAGCCCACAAUUGACCCCAAGUGCUGCACUGGUCUCCAAAAUCUCGUAGCAACUGCAACCUCCAAAGAUGACAAGGUGACAACAUGUCAUUGCUUGGAAGAUGCUUUCCAGAAGUUUCAUGCUAUCCAGGACAAGUAUAUGAAAGCGAUUCCAAACCUAUGCAACGUUACAGUUCCUUUUCCUCUCUCAAAGGAUAUGAAAUAUGACAAGUAA
Molecule: messenger RNA, 372 nt
Organism: Linum tenue
Lineage: Eukaryota; Viridiplantae; Streptophyta; Magnoliopsida; Malpighiales; Linaceae
Source: the annotation of a GenBank genome assembly